AUGAUUGCCACACGCCAGCUGGUUUCCGUCUACCAACAGCCGACGAUGCGGUUAAAAAUUCCUCUAACAAUGGACGAGGUUAUAGGAAGUAUUGACGCCGAGAUGACUGAUGUUGAAGAGGCACUGCUUCAUCAGAUUGGUGCCAGGGAGGUGCCUUUUGCUGGAAUGGAUAAAAGCGGUCGAGGCGUCUGUUUGAAGCACGUUCAAGGAAUCUGCACUAUGAAUCUAGUCUGUCCCCUACGCCAUAUCGUAGGCGACAAAGCCGUUGUGUGUAAACAUUGGUUGAGAGGACUUUGUAAAAAGAUUGGUAUGCGUUUAUCGGAAAAUGAUCAUUUUCAUCCAAUUUUUCAAAUCAUUGAAUGUAUUGAGGGGGACCAAUGCGAAUUCCUGCACGAAUACGACUUGACGAAGAUGCCCGAGUGUUUUUUUUUCUCCAAAUAUAUGGCCUGUAGUAAUCGUGAAUGUCCGUUCCGUCAUAUUGAUCCAGAAACUAAGAUGAGGGAUUGUCCUUGGUAUGACAGAGGCUUUUGUCGACAUGGUCCUUAUUGCAAACAUCGUCAUCGUCGGCGUGUUAUUUGUCCUAACUACGUUGCCGGCUUUUGUCCUGACGGAAAGGAAUGCAAAUUUACUCACCCUUCGUUCGCACUCCCUGCUCCGGAGAACUGUGCUUCAAACAACAAGCGUCUGUUCAACCAUCAAAUUGUUUGCCAUAAUUGUCAUGAACGAGGUCAUAAGGCUACGCAUUGCCCUCAUUUGCCAAACCAACAAGGAAAGCUUUUUGGUGCAUUCCAGACGUCCGAAUCCAAUCCAAUUACAAAUCGCAGUGUGACCACAGUUCAACCUGUUGAUCUCUCUUUGUUCCCUGACAAAAAGAGUUUGUCGGAAGUUACCUGUUAUAAGUGUGGUGAAAAAGGUCAUUAUGCGAAUCGUUGUCACAAAGGAGCACUGGCAUUUUUAUCCAAUACUGCUCAUUUAGCUCAAGAACAACGAGAGAAGGACGAACGAGAAGGGAGGCAAUCAACUAGGUUUCAAAUGACUAAGAAGAAGGAUAAGGAUGAGAAAAAAGCUGAGAAUGGUCACAAAAGGAAGCGAGCUAGCAGGUCAAGUCACGAAGUUAAGGCCAAAGGUUAUUUGAUAGAUGCAACUACUGUUAUUGAUUGCUUGCACACAUUCUGUAAAAGUUGUCUACUUACUUACUUCGAAGACGAGGAUAACUGUUGCCCCAGCUGUGAGCAGCUUAUUCAUCAGUCACAUCCUAGUCACUAUGUGGCUUUCGAUCGAACUAUGCAAGACAUAGUGUAUAAAUUAGUACCUGGGUUGUUGGAAUCUGAGCGGAAAAGGCGUCUCGAUUUCCUUAGGGACAAAAAGCGAUUGGCAGGUGAGGAAGUAGAUGAAGAAGAAGAUGAGGCUGAGAAAAAGAUGAUUGUCUCAUUGAUUCCUGGAGCACCUGAUCUACCGAAGCCGACGCGUCCAAUUGUUCGAUUAAGUGGUAUGGCGACGGUAAAUACGCUUAAAAGCUACCACUGCCCAUUCGAAGUGUUAUUACAAGGUGCUUGCAGGUAUUUAGCGCAGUCUAUGUGGUCGAACAUGUCCCGAUACAGUGAGCUGGAUUUAUUUUGUAAUGACGAGUUAAUGGGUCGCGACUUCUCAAUGCGAUUCAUUCACCUAACUAGAUGUCGGAAUAAGCUGAAGGACGAACCAUUAAAACUCGUUUAUCGUUAUCAUAUUGAUUUUUAG
Molecule: messenger RNA, 1737 nt
Organism: Haemonchus placei
Lineage: Eukaryota; Metazoa; Nematoda; Chromadorea; Rhabditida; Trichostrongylidae
Source: the annotation of a GenBank genome assembly